AGAGAAGGCUCGUUUCCGAACACUACCAUCGUCUCACCACAAAAUAAGAGUCAGGUAUCACUUGAUGAAGAUGGAGAAAGAUGCCACAGUGCAUCACUCAGUAUUGGAGCAGCAAUGCCUCUCUGCUUGCAGUGUAAUAACACAUUUUUAACAUCUGGAUAUGAGCUUCCACCUCACAUCUGGAACAACAUCCGCGCCCAUAUCUUGCCUACAACCGCAGAAGCUUGUCAAAUUCCUCAGAGAAUUCUCGCUGCAGAAUGUGACCUCGUACGCUACCAAACUUGGCUACGUGCCACCCUGCAGAUGCUAGAAAGGCAGGAGGCCCAAGUCAAAAAAUACAUAUCCGGAUAUCGCUGCUACCUCAAUACCCCCAGUCGACGAUUCCCCACUGAAAUUCUUCUUUUCAUCUUCAAAGAAGUGGCAUCCUCAGUAGCUGACCGUUAUUUUACGAUGACUCUCAGCAUAUCUCUCGUUUGUUCCCGGUGGCGAAACAUUGCACUUUCAGAGCCGUCACUAUGGAGAAACAUAUAUGUGGGAGAGGGAUGUUCUCCCGACAUCAACACGGCGUUGGUGCAUCUGUACAGCAAACACUCUGUUAAAGGGCCAUUACGUGUCGCUGCGAACGUGACGGGCGAAGACGAGGGUUAUCGAUAUGACCCUGCCCUAUCUUCCCUUUAUCAUACAGACAUCGGACCGCUGGAAGGAGGCCAAUCUGCGACUUCCAGGUCCUCUCGAUGUGAGCGUAACAAACAAUGUUCCGAUGUUGUUGCAUACUCUCAAUCUGGAGUUCAUGGAGAUAGCCCCCACAACAGUGCGUCACGUUCUCCUGUGCUCCCCAAUUAUGGACUGUCGCCCUAAAGGGUGUAUAGGUCCAGGAAGUCGAGCUCCCACGGGCACAGAUUAAGACGCUCGAAUUUGGUGGAGGUUGCUCCAACUGUCCGUUUGAUUGGGCAAUAAUGAGCGGCGGCACCGACGCUUCCAGAGAUUCAAUCCGUAUUGACCGCUUCUCCGCCCUUUCUUGCAUCUCAUGGUCAGCGGCGAUUUCCAGACCGAUAUACCUAAUGUCGCUUCACCUAACCCUCUGGCCGACCGAUUUGUACAUGUU
Molecule: messenger RNA, 1105 nt
Organism: Guyanagaster necrorhizus
Lineage: Eukaryota; Fungi; Basidiomycota; Agaricomycetes; Agaricales; Physalacriaceae
Exons: 2
Coding region: 115-858 (247 amino acids)
Molecular function (GO): protein binding
Source: RefSeq, a predicted model, not a curated record